UUAUAACAUGAGACUGUAGCCAGCAGGGGUGAAUUACCCCAUCAGCAAGAACAGGCAUCUGUACUAUGAACUCACCUGUAGUGAGUACUUCAGUCUGCAACAGGACUGCAGUCAGUUCUGUGUGCGUCUGUGUGUGUUACCUUUUGUACCCGGUUCUGAAUAUGUGUACGAUGGCUCCUGAAUGACCGUUGCACUGCCAGUAGAGAGCGUAUGCAAGUGUGGGGGUACUUUCAGCAACUUCAUAUCCUUCCUUUUUGUAUACAGUUUUUCUAAGACACUGGAGAAAUACGCAAGAAGUAAAAGGACAGGAGAAUGCUGUGUAGGAGGUGCAGGAGGUCCAGCAGUAGCUGAAAUCUCUUCCUCUGGGACCACUGCUGCCCCUCCUGUGGGAGGAGCUGCUCAGAUUGGAGCAGGUGUCUUGCCAGAAGCUGGAGCACAGCAAGACGAAGAUUUUGAUUCCCUGUCUGACUUUGAGACGGAUUCCGAAGGUCCAAUGGAACCGCUGGAUGCCAUGCUGCUUCCACCUGCAAAUCGACAAGGACCGUGUGCGCAGCCUGUUGCAGAGGAGCGCCACAAUGCAGCAGGAGCAGCACAAGAAGACGAAGAAGAAGAGGAAGAAGAAGAAGAAGAAGAGGAAGAAGAAGAAGAAGAUUUUGACUCCUCUUCUUUGGAUGAGGUUUGUGCACUGGAGAGAGAAGAGCUUCCACUCAAGAAAGAGGCUUCAACGCAAACCGAUCGUCAAGGCAACAGUCAGGUGACUCUUAGGGCCUGGUGCAGAUAUCUGUACAUGAAGCCUGUCAGUUUAAGGAGACCUGUUCUUGCUACUGCAUUCCUUUUGGAGUGCUGCUGAGAGGCAGUUUUUGAAUCAGGACCUGAAGUCUAUUUCGGACCUAAUUUUGUACCCGCUGUGAAGCAGAAGUGCUGCAUAAAGAGGGAAAACAGUCAGUUAGAAAUAAGGCGGUGGCACAGACUCUCAGCCUCUGCUCCGAGGAGGAAAAUACGGAAGCCUUUUCUGUGUAUUAGGAAAGAGAAAGCAUCAUGAUGAGCUGCCGAUAGUUUGGAUGUGCUCAACUGAGAAAGGUGCCAGCAGGUGCCUGCUGGUGGUGGCCAAAAUCUCUCAUCUUUGAAUUCACUGAGUCAUAGAAGCAUAGAAUGGUUUGGAUUGGGCAGGUCCUCUAAAGAUCAUUUAGUCCAACGCCCUGCUGUGGGCAGGGACAUCUUCCAGAACAUCACGUUGCUCAACACCCUGUCCAGCCUGACUUUGAACAAUUCCAGAGACGGGGCAUCCACAAUUCUCUGGGCAGCCUGGUCCAGUGUGCCACCACCCUUGUUCCAAACCUCUGAUCAUUUCUGUGGCCCCCCUCUGGACCCACUUGAACAGGCCCAUGUCUUCCUUGUGCUGGGGACCCAAGAGCUGGAGGCAGUAGUCCAGGUGGGGCUCACGAGAGCAGAGCAGAAGGGGAAAAUCACCUCUCUCCACCUGCUGGCCAUGCUGAAGAUCAAUCUAAUGAUCUGAUCCCAUGACUAAAAGCAUGUGUCCUGUUGUCAUCUUCUACUGACUUCUCCAUGCUCAUGCAACACCAUUUCUUUAGCAAUGGGUCACGUGGCUGCAGCAGGAGCUAUCCAAUGCUCUCAGAAAAAACUCCGUGGCAGAAGCUUCACUUGAAGCUGAGAGGCGCUACAGCAGGAACCUGCAGGAACAGAAACUGCAGCUGCAGAAGGAACUGGAGAGUUCUAAAUCUCAGCUGCAGGAAUUGCAAGAACGGCUUAUCCGGACCGAGUGUUAUGCCGAGUCCCUGGAGAAUGCCAUAAAGGAUAAGGAGCAGGAGCUAACAGCUGCCAAGAACCUGCAGAGCCUUCUGGCCACAUCUGCUGGAACUGCAGCUAUCCCAGAGCUGGAAGAACACGUGCAACAGCUCCAAGUUGGAAUGGCCACGCUGGAAGCCACAGCCCAGCAACAAGCCAAGACCAUUGAAGCCAUUCAGAAAGACCUGCAAGCCUCUGCCUCAAGUGGGAGUGAAAGCAGGGAAUUGAAGAAGCCAUCUAAGAAGAAACAGCAGCUGAUAAAUGCAAUCUUGAUGGCUGCCCAGCUUGCGGAUUUCCACGGAAGUGAGUAACUUUACAGCUCACUCUUUGACUCGCGUUUUUUUGCCGCCUACAAGUUGUUGACAUUUCCCAACAGCUGGAGAAGCACUUGAAACAACCCAUGAAGCAGGCAAGAUAAACCCAGGACCUGUGAGAAGUUUUUCCACUUUGCCUGGGACUCAGGGAGAGCCAGUCCAGAACCUGGCCUCAGAAGCAUUUGCGGCUCCCUCGUUGCUGCUCUGAACCUCUGCCAUGAGCAAUAAGAAGAUGCUGGAGCAGAGGAAGUGUCGCUGCCAGGCCACAGAGAGCACACAAGGGACAGGAAUGAAGCCUGCAGAUCUUUACAUUCCACCUUGUGCAGCCAUUGCCCAGCAUCUAGUUCCAGUUGUUCUGUUGCAGCUUGCUGUUUAAUAAACUGUGUUGCCUUAUCUGUGUCUUUGUUUUCACAGAAUCACAGAAUCGAAUGGGUUGGAAAAGACCUGAGAGUUCAUAGAGUCCAACCCUUGGUCCAACUCUAGUCCGUUUACUAGAUCAUGGCACUAAGUGCCAUGUCCAAUCUCAGUUUAAAAACCUCCAGGGACGGCAAGUCCACCACCUCCCUGGGCAGGCCAUUCCAAUGCCUGAUCACUCUCUCUGUAAAGAAUUUCUUUC
Messenger RNA from Columba livia (rock pigeon), 2736 nucleotides. RefSeq names its product integrin-binding sialoprotein. The transcript is spliced from 9 exons. The record is from RefSeq and is a predicted model, not a curated record. The coding region runs from base 182 to 850 and encodes 222 amino acids. Lineage: Eukaryota; Metazoa; Chordata; Aves; Columbiformes; Columbidae.